This is a messenger RNA of Conger conger (European conger), 3053 nucleotides long. Its product is annotated as zinc finger protein 883-like. The record is from RefSeq and is a predicted model, not a curated record. Bases 123 to 1661 code for a protein of 512 amino acids. NCBI's taxonomy places the organism in Eukaryota, Metazoa, Chordata, Actinopteri, Anguilliformes, Congridae. The transcript is spliced from 3 exons.
AAAUUGAGGGAGACGAUGGUGUGAGAGAUGAAGAGGGACUCUGGAAGAAGGAAGAAAAAGAGAGGGAUGAACAGAGGGAUGGACAUAUAACUUACCAAGUUGGCCAAACUGACAAAUUUCGGAUGAGCGGAGUAAAAUCAGAACAUGGACAUCAGGAAGGGGAGGACCUGUCUACUCUGGUCACUUCCUGUCUACUAAAACAACCUCGAGUGCUGAUUCACCGGGUAGAAAUUGCCAAUUGUUCAGUUUCUGUGUCAUCACUUCUUCCUCCUGUGGCCUCUAAAAGAGGUCAAGGAGUUAUGUGUCCAUGGAGAUGCCAUGAGAUCUCGUCACUGAGAGGAAAUGGAUCACUGACACAGGAGGGUCAGGUUGUGACCCGGAAGAGAACGACCCAGUUGAAGAAACCAGUUGCAUCAGAGAAUGGGAUCUGUGCUGAAGCCUCCCUUAUUUCUCCUGCCAUCUCCCCCAGGAACAAAAACACAGGACAAAUAUCGUCUCAGGUCUUUGCCUGCUCCCAGUGCCCAUUCGUUGACACAGAGGAAGUGAAUCUUCACCAGCACAUUGAGAAGGUUCACCCAGAGGAGCUCAGCAGGACUGUGGGGUCCCAACAACAUCAGCAACCUCAUCCAGGGAAAGACCGAUACCAAUGUUCCCAGUGUGGGAAGGGGUUCUCUCGGCCAAGUGUUUGGAAGCAACACCAGAUAACUCAUACAGGGAAACGCCCAUACCAGUGCUCCUACUGUGGGAAGAGCUUCACUCGGUUAGAUCAUUUGAAGCAACACCAGCGAACGCAUACAGGGGAACGCCCAUACCAGUGCUCCCAGUGUGGGAAGAGCUAUACUAAUUUAAGUCAUUUGAAGCAACACCAGAUGACUCAUACAGGGGAACGCCCAUACCAAUGUUCCCAGUGUAGGAAGAGCUAUCUUCAAUUAAGUCAUUUGAAGCAACACCAGAGAAUUCAUACAGGGGAACGCCCAUACCAAUGUUCCCAGUGUAGGAAGAGCUAUACUUAUUUAAGUCAUUUGAAGCAACACCAGAUGACUCAUACAGGGAAACGCCGAUACCAAUGUUCCCAGUGUGGAAAGGGUUUCAUUCAGUCAAGUGAAUUGAAGCAACACAAGAGAACCCAUACAGGGGAACGCCCGUACCACUGCUCCCAGUGUGGAAAGAGCUUUAUCCAGUUAAAUCAUUUGAAGACACACCAGGUAACUCAUACAGGGGAAUAUCCAUACCAGUGCUCCCAGUGUGGAAAGAGCUUUACCCAGUUAAGUCAUUUGAAGCAACACCAGAUGAAUCAUACAGGGAAACGCCGAUACCAAUGUUCCCAGUGUGGAAAGGGUUUCAUUCAGUCAAGUGAUUUGAAGCGACACAAGAGAACUCAUACAGGUGAACGCCCAUACCAUUGCUCCCAGUGCGGGAAGACCUUUACUCAGUUAAAUGUUUUGAAGCAACACAAGAUAACUCAUACAGGGGAAUACCCAUACCAAUGUUCCCAGUGUGGGAAGAGCUUUACUAAUUUAAGUCAUUGGAAGCAACACGAGAUGACUCAUACAGGGGAACGCCCAUUCCAAUGUUCCCAAUGUGGGAAGAACUAUACUAAUUUAAGUCAUUUGAACCAACACCAGAAAGUUCAUGCAAGGGAAAGUCAGUACUGCUCCUAGUAUGGUAAGAGUUUCAGUGUUUCAGAUUAUUUGAAUGCCCACCUGAAAAACCAUGCAUCAUUGAAACUAGAAAAUGGUCAAUUCUGCACAGAUAUUGGGAAGUAUUUUCCCACACAGAGAGUGGUCACUGUGUGGAUUAGCUUGCCAGGACAUAGUGGAAACAGAAACACUGGGCGUUUCAAGACCAGGCUUGAUAGGAUGCUUGAUACUAUUGAGCUUUUUGGCAGACUAAGCAGUAGGCAUACUUUAGUGGUAGGCAAGCAUUGCUGGGCUGAAUGGCCUGUUCUCACCAUUAUGUUAUGUUAACUAUUCCUCUGCUCACAGUGUAGGAAGAGCUCCAGUCAUUGAAUCCUUACAUUUCAGAGAGAAAUGGUACAAUAUUGCAAUAUACAAUAUGUGCUGUUAAAAAAAAGUACCUUACAUGAACUUUGAAAUGCAAAAUUCCCAAGUGGCAAAAAGUGAUCUGAAGGUUAUUUUGGUAUUGAAGUUAAGUGAAUAGCAAGAGGCUAAGAGCAACCUUAAAAUGUCUAAAACUGGAGAAAUAUCAGGUAUCUGGAAACAAAGUUGUGGCGGGUAGAGGCAGGGCAAUCCGAGGACCACCACACACCUGGAACGGCUUUACGAAUCAGUCCAGGAGUUAAGUGUGCUCCUCUCCACAGUAGGCGGCUGAGACGGGGAACACGCGGGAGAGGAGAGAGAUCAGACAUGAGGGCUGAAAAGCUGCGAGUCGCAAGCCAGCUGAAAGGAUAUGAGGGUCUGGUUAUUUUCAUCGCGUUUGUUUAGCCCAGUACCCGUGAGGGUUCAGGGUGAGGACUUAAGACUUUUGUUUAUUUUGUGUGAAUGUGCAUUUUCCCUUCCUCCACUGCGUGCAUUCCGGAAUUUCCGUAUCUUCCUGUGUCCUGCUCUUCUGUUCUCCACAGUGUGUGACACAAGUAUUAUAAUACUGAAGUGUUAAAAUAUUGUAAGUACAUUUUAUUUGACAGGUUAUGCAGCAUUAUUUUAUCUGUCCCUAUUCAACAUAGCUCGUUCUCUUCUUUCCGAUAAAGACUGGCUGAGUAAAGGCGGACACUAAUAUCUUCAACUCCUCCAGGCUUUGUGCAAAAAAUUAUGUGACUUUAUAGUGGGAAACAAAGCUUUACUUUUCUACCUAAUGAGGUGGUUGUCAUUUGUGGUAACACCUUGUACACUGUUGCACAAGCCUCUCUUAUAAUGGUGAUAAAGGAUCAGUAAAAAAAUGCUUGUUUUGUAAGCUUUUGACUCUGUUGACAGGUGUUCUCUUACUGCAGAAAUAAAUACCCUUAUAAUUACAUCAAAUCUGAAGGGUUUUCUUGACUGGAUUGCUUCUCAUGAUUAUGCAAAGUAUUUGGAUUUUGUCACAGAAAAACAAGUUAA